Leptomonas pyrrhocoris is the source of this 762-nucleotide messenger RNA. RefSeq names its product vacuolar sorting-like protein. The transcript has a single exon. Gene Ontology annotation, biological process: intracellular protein transport; retrograde transport, endosome to Golgi. Bases 148 to 762 code for a protein of 204 amino acids. Lineage: Eukaryota; Euglenozoa; Kinetoplastea; Trypanosomatida; Trypanosomatidae. Gene Ontology annotation, cellular component: retromer complex; endosome. The record is from RefSeq and is a predicted model, not a curated record.
AGAAAACUGCGACUGCUUUGCAUUUGUUUAUUUUUUUGUAGGUCAUUGUUGUUUUUAUAUUCCACAGUGCAGACCCGAAAAUUCAAGGACGUACCGGAGUUUUUCGUCCUCCGCGCACAACGUAAAACGCCAUAGCAGAACAACGCAAUGGUGCUUGUAUUAGUAGUUGGAGACACCUGGGUUCCGCAGCGCUCCUGCGGCGUCCCGGAAGUGUUUCGGAAAAUGUUCGUGCCUGGGCGGAUCCACAAAAUUCUCAUCACCGGCAGCGUCGGCUGCAAGGAGAUGUACGAUUACUUAAGAACUAUUGCGGCAGAAGUCCACUGUACUGCUAGUGAGGUAGAUCGACAGUGGACCGAGAGUUUCCCUGAGUCGGCCGUCGUGGCAGUGGAGGGUGUCAAGAUUGGCCUCAUCCACGGGCAUCAGGUGGUGCCCGUCGGCGACAAGGACUCCCUGGCGGCCCUGCAACGGGAGAUGGAUGUGGACGUUUUGGUCUCUGGUGGGACGCAUCACUCGAAGUAUUUUGAGUUUGACUCGCGCCUCUUCGUUAAUCCUGGAUCGCUCAGCGGCGCCGAUGACGCCGUCGGGGCCGACGUUCCACCGUCCUUCAUGCUGCUGGAUGUGCAAGACAAAUCCGUUGUUACCUUCAUCUAUCAAUACCAGCCUGAGAACACAGAUGAUGAGGCGGCGCACACGGACGACGGCGCAGCCGGCACGCCGUCUGGGCUCAAGAUCAAGAAGAAGGAAUGGGUGAAGGAAUACUAG